Messenger RNA from Aspergillus pseudotamarii, 621 nucleotides. RefSeq lists its product as uncharacterized. The record is from RefSeq and is a predicted model, not a curated record. Bases 289 to 522 code for a protein of 77 amino acids. Lineage: Eukaryota; Fungi; Ascomycota; Eurotiomycetes; Eurotiales; Aspergillaceae. The transcript has a single exon.
AAGUACUACUGUAUUGCGCCUCGCAUCGUAGGAAAGCAAAAGUCGUUAUUGGUGGGAUGAUCUCGGAGCCUUAACUGCUGCAUAUACUAUUUCUUUAAUUGCUUCUAAUGCUCUCUCCUCUCCAACAACGGUGGUCUGAACACAGGUCCUGCCUACUCCGAACAUACCCCGAUAUAAAAGCAAUCCGGCCGGUUGACUAAAUUAUGGGGAGUUAAUGAGCACCAUUGGUGACUAUCCAGGCAAUAGCCUUGGAUCCUGCGAUUUAUAGACUACUGCAAGUAGUACACAAUGACGUUGCUAGGAGUUUCACUAUUGUUUCAUGCGUCUCAAACUGCAAGGUUGUCGCCUGAGUGCCCUGCCAACCAUGUCACCGUUAGUUCAACAGACGACGCCCCAGCAAACCGCAAUGCCUGUCGCAAUCUUAGCAGAACUGUUGGGGUGCCUAUUUCGUGCAUGAUUUUCACCGUAGUGGAUCAUUUUGCACAGAACACUAGUGUUAGUUCGCUUAGUUACAAGAACUAGACUUAACUUCGGAAAAAAAAAGUCUAUAAUAGAGGACAUUAAGAUAGUCAAGCUUAAGAGCCCAGAAGCACGUAUCCUAGCAAUAAUGCGAGACGUAGC